UACCUUUCCUGGCCUAGCACAACCCUCCAGAGACCGGCCUUGCCCCAGCCUGAAGCUUGGCCUCCCUGUGGGGGCCGUGAGGCCGGGUGAAUGAACAGCCAGGCCUCCCCAGAGGAGGCUAGGCCUCCCAGGCCUGGGCCAAAGAGCUUCCUGUUCACAGAGAUGAGGAAUGCAUCAGGGGUUCUGAAAACAGCCGGAGCUUCCCUGGUGUCAGCGACCUGGCUUCCACCCAGCCCCCCUCCGGCAAUGCCCACAGUGGCAGCCGGGCCACAGAUGGAUCGCGUGGACAACGGCUCGCAGGGCCCCCCGCAGCUCUUCCUCACCAGCGCAUUGGCCCGAGGCGUUUCAGGCGUAUUUGUAUGGACUGCUCUACUGCUAACCUGCCACCAGAUCUACUCCCACCUGCUUUCCUACACCGUCCCCCAAGAGCAGCGCUUCGUCAUCCGCCUCCUAUUCAUUGUGCCCAUCUACGCCUUCGACUCCUGGCUCAGCCUCCUCCUCCUCGGGGGCCAUCCAUACUACGUCUACUUCGACUCUGUGCGAGACUGCUACGAAGCAUUUGUCAUCUACAGUUUCCUGACCUUGUGCUUCCAAUAUCUGGGGGGAGAGAGCGCCAUCAUGGCUGAGAUCCGUGGCAAACCUAUCAGGUCCAGCUGCUUCUAUGGGACCUGUUGCCUCCGUGGCAUGUCCUAUUCCAUCACUUUCUUACGUUUCUGCAAACAGGCCACACUACAGUUCUGCAUUGUGAAACCAGUCAUGGCUUUGAUCACCAUCAUCCUCCAGGCUUUUGACAAAUACCACGAUGGGGACUUCAACAUCCACAGUGGCUACCUGUAUGUGACCCUCGUGUACAACGCCUCGGUUAGCCUGGCUCUCUACGCUCUGUUCCUUUUCUACUUCGCUACCAGGGACCUCCUGAGGCCCUUCGAGCCGGUGCUCAAGUUCCUCACCAUCAAAGCCAUCAUCUUCCUCUCCUUCUGGCAGGGAAUGCUGCUGGCCAUCUUGGAGAGGUGUGGGGUCAUCCCCGAGGUUCAGGCCGUGGAUGGCACCAGGGUCGGGGCUGGUACCCUGGCCGCUGGCUACCAGAAUUUCCUCAUCUGCAUUGAGAUGCUGUUUGCCUCCCUUGCACUGCGAUAUGCCUUCCCCAGCCAGGUGUACUCAGAGAAGAAGAACUCACCAGCCCCACCAGCACCUAUGCAAAGCAUAUCCAGUGGCUUGAAGGAGACCAUCAGCCCACAGGACAUUGUCCAGGAUGCCAUCCAUAACUUCUCACCAGCAUACCAGCAGUAUACACAGCAGUCCACACACGAAGCCCCUGGGCCUGGCCAGGGUGAGCACCCAUCGCCCAACACUCACCCUGGCCCAGCCAGCAGCUCUGGAGGGGGUAAGAAGAGUCGCAACAUAGAGAAACGCAUGCUGAUUCCCUCAGAGGACCUGUAGGGGCAUGGGGUGUGUGGAGCCUAGCUGGCGACCCACCCAUCAGCAUCCCUUGACAGAGGCCCAGCCUCUUCUGAGAGCCUCACUGCAGGGUGCAUGGAGCCUCUCUAUUCCAUGUCUAGCCCAGAGUGAAGUCACCUGGGCAAAACCAAAGACCCUGUGAGAUGUCUUAGUUACAGCCUGCAGGUGGAGCUAUGAGUUGGCCCUUCCUUCCUUCCACGGGCAGAAGAAAACAGAUGGUUAGAAACCAGGCUGUAUCACUGUAGAGAGAGAUGGCCAGGGAGAAAGGGCCCAGUCACUCAGGGCUGGGGAGCCACACAGCCUGGGCAUAGUUGUGGCUAUCUUGUGUGCAUGAAGAAGGUCCCUUGCCCCUUGUUUAAGCACAGAUAUUUGGCAAGGCCCUCCCAGGCACAGCCUACCCUAUUUAGCACAACAGAGUUGCCAGUGUGCCAGCCUACCAGCUACUAACUGCUUAUUUAUAGAUAAACGUUGCAUUUUCUAGA
This is a messenger RNA of Phodopus roborovskii (desert hamster), 1940 nucleotides long. It is a transcript of the gene Tmem184a, whose product is annotated as transmembrane protein 184A. The transcript is spliced from 9 exons. Gene Ontology annotation, molecular function: transporter activity. NCBI's taxonomy places the organism in Eukaryota, Metazoa, Chordata, Mammalia, Rodentia, Cricetidae. The record is from RefSeq and is a predicted model, not a curated record. The coding region runs from base 91 to 1440 and encodes 449 amino acids. Gene Ontology annotation, biological process: transport. Gene Ontology annotation, cellular component: early endosome membrane.